AUAGGGGCUCCAAGCCGGGGCAGAGCAGCCUUCUCCCCGCGCCCCCCAGCUUUGCAAUGCACGCGCCCCACUCAGAGCUGCUCCCCCCACUGCAGCCCCAACGGAACUCUUAAAGGGCCAGGCGGGCUCCGGCUCUGCACCAGCAGCCGCUGCUGCGGGGCUCAGGGGCCUGAGGAAACUAACGUCAACUCUUCAGUGCAAGAGGCCAAAGUGUGUCUGAUGGUUGGAGCUGGAAAUCCUGAGAGUCCGAUUUUUGGGUACUGACUCCUCGGACUUGGGAGCCCCAGGUUCAAUUCCUAGUUCUGUCAAAGACUUCCUGCGUGGCAUUGGCUGUAUCCAGGGAAGGCGAAAAAACAGUCACCAACCCCUCUACGGAGGGCUCUGUAAGCAGCAGAAGCACCACUAAGCGCCUGAAAGAGUGUAACGCUGAACGAUGGAAGAUAUCCCACCAGGAGAUCUGGACAAGGCUGCUGGUGGGGAUCAGAACAGCUCAGCGACAGCGCGUCUGCAUUUGUAUCCAGGCAUGCAGGACGAUGCCAAUCCAGAUCUUGACCAAGGCCUUGCUGCGCAAACUGCAGGUGCUUCCCUGAAUCACUCGACCACCCUGACAGACAGACAGAGAGGCAACGAGGUCUCUGCCCUUCCAGCAACCCUCGACAGUACGUCCCUGAAGCACUCGACCACCCUGACAAACAGACAGAGAGGCAACGAGGUCUCUGCCCUCCCAGCAACCCUCGACACUUUGUCCAUCCACCAGUUGGCUGCUCAGGGUGAACUCAGUCAGCUGAAAGAGUAUCUCCGAAAAGGGGAGAACUUGGUGAACAAGCCCGACGAGAGAGGCUUCACUCCUCUGAUCUGGGCCUCUGCCUUCGGGGAGAUUGAAACAGUCCGUCAUCUGCUCGACUGGGGUGCGGACCCCCACGUACUGGCCAAGGAGCGGGAGAGCGCGUUGUCGCUGGCCAGCACCGGAGGAUACACCGAUAUAGUGACCAUGCUGCUGGAAAGAGACGUAGAUAUCAAUAUAUACGACUGGAACGGAGGCACCCCGUUGCUGUAUGCCGUGCGUGGCAACCACGUGAAGUGUGUCGAGGCUUUACUAGCUCGCGGUGCUGAUCUGACGACAGAAGCCGACUCCGGCUACACCCCCAUGGAUCUGGCCGUGGCGUUGGGACACAAGAAAGUUCAACAGGUUAUUGAGAACCACAUCCUCAAGCUGUUUCAGACCAAGAAACUGGAGUGACGCUGGCUCGUGCUCCCUGGCUGAAAGAAGCAGGGCUUUGCUGUCUCCGUCAGCUCUCCAGAUGCUGCAUGGGAACAAGGUGGCCAGACGCGCUGUCUCUUUCCAAGGGCUGACACUCCUGCAGCAGAUGUGUGCUGCCACUGCCGAGCGGGUGUGGAGGGAGCUUUAGAGGAAAUCCCUGAUGGAGGAGGAGCUGUUUACUCUCCAAGCAGGUGGCAAAGGAGAAGCAUCCCACACACAGCGAGACACUGAAUUGUCCAGGUAGCUGCAUUUCUGCUGCGAACAAGACUGCAAACCGCCUCCCUCUGCCCCCUCUGUGUGUGUGUGUAUUAAAUGGUGCCUAAAGCA
Molecule: messenger RNA, 1588 nt
Organism: Emys orbicularis (European pond turtle)
Lineage: Eukaryota; Metazoa; Chordata; Testudines; Emydidae
Gene: RFXANK
Product: regulatory factor X associated ankyrin containing protein
Exons: 11
Coding region: 434-1240 (268 amino acids)
Biological process (GO): regulation of transcription by RNA polymerase II
Cellular component (GO): nucleus
Molecular function (GO): protein binding
Source: RefSeq, a predicted model, not a curated record